AUGGCAUCCAACACACCAUCAGUAACCCACGAGCUCCUCGCUCGCGCACACGGCCCCGACAAUGCCCAGCGCAUUUUCAGUGAAAAAAUCCAUUACCGUCCACUCUUCUUGCGUCCCAAUUCUCCCCCCUCUGAAAAUGCUCGUCAAGCACGCCGGAAAGCUCGCGACGACAAGAAUAAGCGCGCCAAAGCUUUGAAACCAAAGCCUCUGACAUCCCAGCAGCGUCGCAAGCUUGGUCUGUACCAUGUGCCAAAGGAAGCCCAGAAAUACCACAUUUACGAGCCGCUCAACCGGCUGUGGGCUGGCUACAUUCGAGAGAUCCUCGGCAACGAGCUCUACACAGGCUGUCAAGGUGCAGCAGCAAAGCUGGCAGCGGCAGACUACCACGGAGCCCAGAUCCAAGUUUGUCGAAGCCGCAAUCCGGGUCGCGUUGGACUAUCUGGUAUAGUUAUCAAGGAUUCCAAGUUCACCUUUGAGAUCGUCACCAAGAUGAACAAGGUCAAGGUUGUGCCGAAAGAAGGCACCACAUUCCAGGUUAACGUUCCUGUGGCUGGUGCCGCGCCUUCUGAUGUGGCGGCUCAAGACACCAAGGACUUCGUCUUUGAGAUCUUUGGCGACCAAUUUCAGUACAGGCCGGCCGACAGAGCCAACAAAAAGUUUAGGGCCCAUUACCUGAAACUGGUUUGA
Messenger RNA from Truncatella angustata, 687 nucleotides. RefSeq names its product Rof/RNase P-like protein. Lineage: Eukaryota; Fungi; Ascomycota; Sordariomycetes; Amphisphaeriales; Sporocadaceae. The coding region runs from base 1 to 687 and encodes 228 amino acids. Gene Ontology annotation, cellular component: ribonuclease P complex; ribonuclease MRP complex. The record is from RefSeq and is a predicted model, not a curated record. Gene Ontology annotation, molecular function: ribonuclease P RNA binding. Gene Ontology annotation, biological process: rRNA processing; tRNA 5'-leader removal. The transcript has a single exon.